CGUUGCAUCUCUUGUCAGAUAUAUAUCACGUACAUUUCACAGCUAGUCAGCAAGAGACAGAGAAGGAAAGAGGGAGGAAAUAGAAAGCAUUUUAAGAAAGACAAAAUCCUGCACUGAGUCUACAAGACAGUCUGUCACAUAGUCACAUGCAUGGCGGCUCUUUGUUCUUCUCUGUCAGGCAGCAGCUUUGAGACUGAGUUCCUAAAUACUCACAAUGCACUUCGCAAACAGCAUGGCGCCCCGCCCCUCACCAUAAACAAAAACCUAUGUCGCUCCUCACAAGCAUGGGCGGAACACCUGCUGUCAAUCAGGACCCUCAAGCAUAGCAACAAAGACUAUGGAGAAAAUCUGUAUUAUGCUUGGGCUUCAGCUACCAAAAAACUCACAGGACGAGAGGCAGUGGAAAGCUGGUACAGUGAAAUUAAAGACUACAACUUCUGCAGGCCGGGAUUCAGCUCCAAAACAGGUCACUUCACACAGGUAGUGUGGAAGGACACAAAAGAGAUAGGUGUGGGACUGGCCACUGAUGGAACCACAACUUUUGUGGUGGGUCAGUACCUUCCUGCAGGAAACAUCACCAAUGCGGGCUAUUUUCAGCGGAAUGUCUUACCGGCAGGUUCCCCUAUAGACUCAAAGUCCUCUGGUACUGCCAACAGAGGUGGACAAGUGCAUGGACCAUCUGACAUCUAUACAACGAGACCACCAUCAGUUCCUCGCAGUACUGAAACAUCACCACCAGGGGCCAAGAGGGAGCCUCAUCUGGUUAGCAGCAGCUCAAAAGACAGCAGCUUUGAGAAUGAAUUCCUACAAACUCACAAUGCAUACCGCAAAAAUCAUGGAGCCUCACCCCUCAACAUAAACAAAAACCUGAGUCGCUCUGCACAGGAGUGGGCGGAACACCUUCUGUCAAUCAGGACCCUCAAGCAUAGCAAUGGAGAGUAUGGAGAGAAUGUGUACUAUGCCUGGAGUUCAGCUACCAAAAAACUCACAGGACGAGAGGCAGUGGAAAGCUGGUACAGUGAAAUUAAAGACUAUAACUUCAGCAGGCCUGGAUUUAGCUCCAAAACAGGUCACUUUACACAGGUGGUGUGGAAGGACACAGAGGAGCUGGGAGUUGGAUUAGCCACAGAUGGAAAAACAACCUUUGUGGUGGGUCAGUACCUUCCUGCAGGAAACAUUAGCAAUGCUGGCUAUUUUGAAAGAAAUGUCCUACCAGCAGGCUCGCCUGUAGAGUUAAAAUCCACCCCAUCUGCUGACAGAGUUGGACAAGCACUUGUUGCUCUCAGCAUCAGGCCAAAUCCAUUACCUUCACCAUCUCACACUUCUGGACCAUCACAUAAGAGUCAGACUCCACAGAGCAGCAGUUCAAAAGGUGAGGACUUGUCCCAGUUUCGUCAGUCUCUCCUUGAGGCUCAAAAUCACUACAGACGGCAACAUGGGGCACGGCUUCUCUCGCUAUGCCCCAUCCUCUGUAAAGAGGCUCAGGAUUGGGCAGCACAUCUGAUUAGCAUUAAUGCCUUGAAGAACAGUGGCAAAGGUCAUGGCGAGAAUAUGUCAUACAAAUGGACGUCCAAUAUGGUGCCUCCAACAGGAAAAGAGAUUGCUGAAUCGUGGUACAAGGAAAGUGCAAAGUACAACUUUGCAAACCCUGGCUUUCAAAGUGGAGCUGGUAACUUUACCCAGAUGAUCUGGAAGUCUACAGAGCAAUUUGGGGUUGGCCUUGCAUCAGAUGGAAAAGGCAAGUUCAUUACUGUGGCCUUUUACAAACCCCCUGGUAACAUCACCAACCCUGGCUACUUCCAGGAUAAUGUCAAACCUGCUGGAAGGUGAUCUGUUCAAAAAAUUAGUUUAAGCAGAUCUUAAACAAUACAAAUGUACAAACAGAAAACAUCAGUUUGCAUUUGUUAAGUUCAAUACUUGACAAUAUGUUUGUUUGUGCUGAUGUAUGUUCUCCUUUUUGACAUUCAUUUGUUCUCUGUCCUUUACUGUUGUCUCUGCAUAUAGAAUUUUAUAAAGACAUGACAUUAAUCAGGGUUGAGGAGUAACGAAAUGCAUGUAAUGGGAAUACGUAUUUAAAAUACAAAAUAUAAGUAACUGUAUUCCACUACAGUUACAAUUUAAAUCAUUGGUAAUUAGAAUACAGUUACAUUAAAAAAGUAUUUUGAUUACUGAAGAGAUUACUUUGCAUUUUAUUGUCAUUUGUUUCAUUUAAUAUUUAGUCCUUUCAGAUGGAAAACAUUUAUACAUAUAAAUGGUGCGAUCCAAAGUGCAUUUGAACAGCGGUGAAACACUUUCUUAUGAUGUGUUACAUUCAUACGAGCAGACAGAGAAGUAAGUUUGAAGUUUGGAGCUCAAGAAAUAGAAAUAAACCUUGUGUAAAUUGUUAGCUUUACGCUAAGCUAAAAUGCUAUUUCUAGCCAUUUUACAUGCACAUUAACAGGCACGAUCAUAUUUUGUUAUCAAGAAAAUUCACGUUGGAUCAUAAUUUCUUUUUUUCUUGUAAGAUGUUUGAUAUUAAGGCAAAAAUCGUAUUCUUGAUAAUAAUUUUUGUAUUAUUUUUCUGUAAAAAUAUCAAAAAAUCCUUUAAACAAGAUCAGUUUGAUUGAUCUUGUUUUAGAAACAACACUGCAUAAGAUAUUUAGUUUUUUCAGAGAAUGUAUUUUUAACAUGUGUAUUUUGUCUUACUGUACUGGCAGAGUUUUAAUAGUAAAAACAAGUGAAAAAAUCUACCAGUGCUGAAGAAGUAAUCCAGAAGUAUUUAGAAUACGUUACUGACCUUGAGUAAUCUAACAAAAUACGUUACAAAUUACAUUUUACAACAUGUAUUCUGUAAUCUGUAGUGGAAUACAUUUCAAAAGUAACCCUCCCAACCCUGCUUAUAAUGUACAGAAGCCAGGGAUGGCAUGAAAAAUCCUUAUAAAAUAAAAGAUUAGGGUUUUAACUAAAAAAAGGCAUUAUUAAUCUAAAGCAAAUAUUGUUUCCGUGUAGUUAGUUAUCUUAAAUACAGUCUAUACACUAUGAAGGGACUGAUUUAUUGGAGUUCUAAAGGAAAGUUUGGGAGGAGCACUUUCAUCUAAUCUUGCAAUUACCACUAGAGAAUAUAAAGGCUCUCAUUCCUCUCCCCAGCUACAAUUCACAUAACAUAAAUAAACAAAUUCAUUUUUGUGUAAAUUGUGUCACCAUGUGAAACAAAUCUAGGUAAAACUUCACAAUAUGGUUCCAUUUGUUAACAUUAGUUAACUACACAGAUAACGAACUAAUAAUGAGCAACCAUUUUACAGCAUUUAUUUAUCAUAGUUUGUUCAUUUUAACAUAUACAACUUUUAAUUGUAAAAAUGCAUUAGUAUAUGUCAACAUUAGUUUAUGCAUUAUGAAAUAACAUGAACUAACAAUGAACAAUUUUAUUUUUAUAAACUAACAUUAACAAAGAUUAAUAAAUGCUGUUAUAUAUAUAUAUAUAUAUAUAUAUUGUUCAUUGUUAGUUCAUGAAACCUCAUGCAUUAACUAAAGUUAACAAAUGGAUCCAUAUUAUAAAGUGUUACCCAAAUUUACAAUGAAAAAAGAGCCAUUUUAUGACAUUUUUACAAUGUAAGACUAACCCCUUAAUCUGCUGAUGUCCUUCACAGAUAUAGGUUCUUCAGGGCUGGACAAACACAACUUUGUCACAAAGGUGUCAGAAUAAUUGUAAUAUAGUACCAUAGCAUAUAUUACCCAAAAUCCAUUAUUUUAUCUGUACCUAACCAUAUUACCCAUGGAUUCCACAAUUUGUAGUGUUGCUAAAAAGCAUUGUUUUUUAAUCUAAUAAAAUCUGAUUUAAUUAUAUCAGAUGCCAAUAUAACACUGCUAAAAUGCUAACAAUGUUGCAGGUACAACACACACAAACACACACAAAUCAUCCUAGAUUCUUUACAUACACACAUAAAUGCAUCUAGAUGUGAACACAUCUUACAUACAGUAGCCCCAGAGAGGUUGGGUGGGAAUGCAAACUGGAAUGGCAUGGUGUCAUGUUACGUGAACAUCUUUGUCAUUGUGUAGCUGGGGAUACAUGAGACUCUCUUAUCUUCUGAGCUCAAUGCCCUCCAUCAUGAAUAAGGGCCCUGAAUAACAUACAGGUCAAAUACUUGUCUGAUCAAAUGAAUGUGCCUUUGCUGUGGUUGAGAAUUUGUAUAAAUAUAGCACUCACUGGCCCAAGAAAAAUAGAAAACAUGAGUAUCUUGACAAAUUAUAAGGAAGUGAACACAACGCAUGAUAUAUCCAAAUCAACCUUAUCAAUAAUAUAACCAGCCUUCGGAAUAUAAGGAUGAUUACAAUGCAAAUGAAAGAACAUUGUGAUGUUUGCACUGUAAAUACAGGGGUAUGCAAAGGAGUGAGGAGAGACCGACAACUUCUGAGGCAGACAUUGAGGGUUGUGUCAGGCCAAUUUGUUAAUAAAAUGAUGAAUUUGACUUGUUUUUUCUGUCUGUUUCAACAACAGGAAAUAAACAUCUAGAUUCUA
Myxocyprinus asiaticus (Chinese sucker) is the source of this 4495-nucleotide messenger RNA. It is a transcript of the gene glipr2, whose product is annotated as GLI pathogenesis-related 2. NCBI's taxonomy places the organism in Eukaryota, Metazoa, Chordata, Actinopteri, Cypriniformes, Catostomidae. The transcript is spliced from 13 exons. Gene Ontology annotation, cellular component: extracellular region. Bases 151 to 1830 code for a protein of 559 amino acids. The record is from RefSeq and is a predicted model, not a curated record.